Ambispora leptoticha is the source of this 233-nucleotide messenger RNA. The record is from the annotation of a GenBank genome assembly. Lineage: Eukaryota; Fungi; Glomeromycota; Glomeromycetes; Archaeosporales; Ambisporaceae.
CAGAAUCAAAGCAAUGGGAUGACAUUAAGAAGCUAAAGGUAGUUGGUCUACAUGUUGCUAAGAAGGCACGAGUUUGGGUGCAUGCGCUGAUGAAAACUUCAAUGUCGUGGUCAGAUCUUAAAGGCAAAAUGGAAAAAGCUGCGAAAAUGAAAUAUCAUGCAGAAGAAAAGGUUGCAAGGUUAAUGAGGAUAAAACAAGAGGAAAACGAAUCUGUGGAUGGAUAUUCCAACUGA